AUGUCGCAUCCCACCACCACCACCGCGGCCCCGUGGAAGCGAUUAUUCCAGGAGCAUCUCGCGGAGAGUGCUGGCAAUCGUGGGUCGGGCGUCGAGUUCAUGCUUGCGACAGUCACCAAGGACGGUCUACCCCGCGUGCGGACCUGUAUCUUCCGUGGCUUCUGGGCCACGUUGCCAGAGAAUGAGUAUAACAAACUCCCCAAAAACCCGGCCAUCUACGAAUCCGACUGUCCGACUUUCACCACGGAUGCACGGAUGGGCAAGACGUUUGACAUAUUCGCAACCGGCAAGGGCAAAGGCGAUCUCGCACAAUCUCGAUCGGGCUCUGGAGGCGGCGGGCCCGUGGAGGCAGUUUACUGGGUCAAGGACACGAUGACCCAGUGGCGUGUACGCGGCAAAUGCUGGAUCGUGGGACCCGACGACAUCGAAGACGGCGAAGAAGCACAGAAUUCCGGCACCGUCACCGUCAAGGCCGAGGUCGGUCGGUACAUGCGAACGAAAGAGCAUCACGCGGAGAAGAACAAGGAUUGGUCAUGGAAGCGCGAGGUUGAAAAUUACUUUGAGAACCUCUCUCCCAUGAUGAGAGGCUCCUUUAAGAACCCCGAGCCCGGCAAAGCAGUAGAUCUGGGCAAGGACGAAGAAGCAGGGGAGGGACUGGGCCAAAAGGGAGGCCAUCUUUCCGACGAACCACUGGCCAGAAAAAACUUCCGCGUCUGCAUCAUCACGCCUGAGCAGGUUGAGGCAGUGGAUCUGAGUGAUCCAGCCAACGCAAAAAGACAAAUUUGGACUUUGGCAGAAGAAGUUGGUGGACCAGGCGGAAGACAGCCGAGUGAAACUAUAGGCGAGUGGAAUCUGGUUGAGACAUGGCCCUAA
Molecule: messenger RNA, 873 nt
Organism: Exophiala spinifera
Lineage: Eukaryota; Fungi; Ascomycota; Eurotiomycetes; Chaetothyriales; Herpotrichiellaceae
Exons: 1
Coding region: 1-873 (290 amino acids)
Molecular function (GO): FMN binding
Source: RefSeq, a predicted model, not a curated record